UCCAUGCAUCUGUCAAGAAGGAAAGGCAGUUUCUCCAGCCCUGACGGAGUAUCCAUGAAGCAUAUCCCGCUCAGGAGCAACAACCUGACCACGCGGCUCAUGUUUGUGAGGGAUUCGAUCAAUAGAAAUCAAUGGGAAUCAAUGCUUUGCUUCGUCCAACCCGUCAUACCCUCCGGCAAGAGGAGCUUGACCUUAAAUGGAUCCCUGAACGUGUUCAGAGCAGAGGAAUAUAACGCAACAGUGGAGUUCUACUGGGCGCCUUUCUUGGUGGAAUCCAACUCCGACGACCCAAAGAUGCACAGCAUAUUGAAUCGGAUUAUAAUGCCUGAAUCGAUCGCCAAACACGCAGAAAAUUGGAGGGGAGUUGACGUUUUGAUCUUCAAUACAUAUAUCUGGUGGAUGAACACAUUCAAGAUGAAAGUUCUAAUUGUGAGGAACAGAGGAAGUAUAUGCAGAUGGAUGCUUAAUUGCAUGGACAAACAAAACUAUACCGGUUUUGAAGAGGUUUUUGUAGUCAGGGUAGAUUUUGCUGCCAAGUUUGAUUAUUGUAAGGUAUGCUUCGUAAAAUGGUUAUCUGAAUAAGUUGGAUUAUUGCAACAUUGUGUGUUAUCCUUGUCUAAAUUAAUGUUACAAAGUGCAUCAUAAAGAAUUCUGUAUUUCUGGUAUUGCUUGCUUGUGGCAUGUCACAAGGAGAAGAAUCAUUUGCUUUGUUUUUUGCACUUGGGAGUUCAAAUGACUUAUGUGUUGUUGAAUGUAGCUAACGUUGAUAACCUUUCGUCAAAAAUUUGGUAUAGUAAUGACGCAUGUUGUGAAAUAGUACACUCAGUAGGAAUUUUUGUCCUGGAA
This is a messenger RNA of Nymphaea colorata (pocket water lily), 846 nucleotides long. RefSeq names its product xylan O-acetyltransferase 1-like. The transcript is spliced from 4 exons. Gene Ontology annotation, cellular component: Golgi apparatus. Gene Ontology annotation, molecular function: O-acetyltransferase activity. The coding region runs from base 4 to 582 and encodes 192 amino acids. NCBI's taxonomy places the organism in Eukaryota, Viridiplantae, Streptophyta, Magnoliopsida, Nymphaeales, Nymphaeaceae. The record is from RefSeq and is a predicted model, not a curated record.